AUGGUUCACCGAUGCUUUGUGAUUGCGUUGUUAGUUUUCGGUGUUUGGAGCUCUGGAGCCAUGGCUCGUGCUAUUGGUGAUGCACCCGUGCAGGCAAAGUUCGAGCAAUGGAUGGCUAAGUAUGGACGACUCUAUAUGGAUGCAACAGAGCAGGAGCGGCGUUUCCAAAUCUUCAAGGACAACUACGAGUAUAUUGAGUCUGUCAAUAGAGCCGGUAAUCUUACUUAUAGGCUCGGCAUCAACCAUUUCGCAGACAUGACCGAUGAGGAGUUCAAGUCCUCUAACCUACGCGCUCAGGUAAAUUCCAAGCGUCCAAAGUCCACGACUGGAAGCUUUCGGUAUGCCAACUUGAACAACUUGCCUAAUAGCGUGAAUUGGAUAACCAGUGGUGCAGUCACUAACGCCAAGUCUCAAGGGGCAUGUGGGAGCUGCUGGGCGUUCACUGCUGUAGCCGCCAUCGAAGGGAUCACUCAAAUCAAGACCGGCAAUUUGAUGUCUCUGGCGCCGCAACAACUUGUGGACUGUGAUAAUGAUAGCCGUGGAUGCGACUUUGGAUACCCGGGCAGCGCCUUCUCUUACGUCAUUAGUAAUGGAGGCAUCGCAUCGGAAGUUGAUUACCCUUACAAAGGAGUUGUCGGGAAUUGCGAGGCCAACAAAUACCUGUCAGCCAGUAUUGACGGUUGGGAGAUGGUGCCUUUAAAUAACGAGACUGCGCUCAUGCAAGCAGUCGCGAACCAGCCUGUUUCGGUUCCCUUUUGUCCUGACGGGGAAACCUUGAGGUGGUACUCCAGUGGUCUCUACAAAGGUCCGUGUGGAGAUUGUGCGACCCACGCUAUGACGGUUGUUGGUUAUGGGAUAUAUGAGGACCAUGAUCCGGGAACUGAAUAUUGGAUAUUGAAGAAUUCAUGGAGUGAAGAUUGGGGUGACAAAGGAUUCAUGUACAUCGAGCGUAACGUUGGUUUACCCAAAGGGCUUUGUGGCAUUGCAGGAAAUCCUUUAUACCCAACAAAAAAAGCCUAA
Elaeis guineensis (African oil palm) is the source of this 1020-nucleotide messenger RNA. Its product is annotated as senescence-specific cysteine protease SAG39-like. Gene Ontology annotation, molecular function: cysteine-type peptidase activity. NCBI's taxonomy places the organism in Eukaryota, Viridiplantae, Streptophyta, Magnoliopsida, Arecales, Arecaceae. The record is from RefSeq and is a predicted model, not a curated record. Gene Ontology annotation, biological process: proteolysis.